Molecule: messenger RNA, 835 nt
Organism: Phragmites australis (common reed)
Lineage: Eukaryota; Viridiplantae; Streptophyta; Magnoliopsida; Poales; Poaceae
Product: pollen-specific protein C13-like
Exons: 2
Coding region: 105-611 (168 amino acids)
Source: RefSeq, a predicted model, not a curated record
CGAGACCAUUAUUCCUUCCCCCGCAUCGCCUCCCCAUCACUCCACUCCACUCGCGGCCGCUCCAGUUCCCCAGCUGCUGCUCGUCUCGUGUCGGCUGCAAGGCGAUGGCCUCCCUCCGCGCGCUCCUCCUCCUCCUCGCGGCGGCGCUGUGCGCGCUCGCGGUGACGACCGCCUCCGCGUCCCGCGACCUCCGCCCGCUCCGCGCCGGCUUCGUGGUGCGCGGCCGCGUCUGGUGCGACACCUGCCGCGCGGGCUUCGAGACCCCCGCGUCCACCUACAUUGCCGGGGCAAAGGUGAGAGUUGACUGCAAAUCAAAAGCCACCGGGGCAAAGACCUGCAGCUUCGAGGGACACACUGACCGCACUGGCACCUACAACAUCCUUGUUGAUGAUGAGCAUGAGCAUGAGCUCUGCGAGUCUGUCCUUGUCAGCAGCCCGGACAUGGGGUGUGCCAAGGUUGUGGCUGGUCGGGAGAGGGCCCCCGUCUUCCUCACUAGCAACAAUGGUGUUGCGUCCAAUGUUCGUUUGGCGAACACUCUGGGGUUCCAGAAGGAUGUUGCUCUGCCUAGAUGCGCACAAAUCCUCAAGAUGUACGAGGAAGACCAGGUCUAAUGAUUUAGAAUUUGGCACUACUUGGUGAGUUAUAUAUUUAUGUGGUGUCUCAUGUCUGAAAUAUUUGGAGACCUCUAUUACUAAGACCAAACGUAUUGUUGCUUCUUAAUAGCUUAGCACUCAAUUAUGUGUCGGUCUGCAGUUGAAUUGCGAAGGUUAUCAGCUACUGAAUCUACAUGUUGAUGUUUCAUAUCUGGCUAAUAUAGUGUGGUUGUUGUCUGGUA